GGUUGGACAGCUGAAUGGAGCCUUCGUAGCAGCUGGCAUGCACGCAGCAUGCAUGCACAAGGCGGCUGGAUUGUUUUGACGGCUAAAUAGACAAAACAAAUUUGCCUCCGAAACGUGCUUUGCAUCCACUUGAUCUCCAUCUGCGUGACACUUUUGUUAGUUUUUUUUUUGCUAUAGCACCUUGUUGAUUCUGGCUGGGAGAUAAGAUGCACCACGAACCGAAGAAGAUGAGCGAGGCUCACUUUUCGGGCUUGCCGUCGCAGAGCAACAUCUACGGAAUGACAACUUUGAACAUCGGCGAUGUCAACAAAGUCCUGGUAUCGUGCCUACAGAGGAACGUGUUUUGCGUCGAGUACACCAGGAACAAGAAGAACAUGCUCACGCCGUCGUCGAGGGAGAUACAUUUCACGUAUCUGCCGGAGGGAGCGGACGUGAUUGCUAUCGACGCUUUCAGCAAAUCUGUGCCUGACAACUUGGACAUCAUCAUCGGAAUCGCCUUCAUAAGGCCGGGCGAAAACCAGCUGCAGAGGCACUACCUGAACAUCUACUCCCAGUCCGAGCCUGGGUGUGGCCUCGAUCUGGACAGGAUCGCACAGGGCUGUCAGAGUUUGGAGCUGAACUUCAUUCCGUAUCAGCUGACCCACGCAUUGUUGUUUCCAAAUCGAACCAACCGAAAGAACGGAGAGUUUGUGUUUUUGCUCUGUGGGAGCGACUCCAGGAUCCAUCUAUACCAGGAGGAUGUUCAUCAAAGCUACACCGAAGUGCCUGUCAACAUCCAUUUUCCGGAGUUUGCUGAUGUGCAGGACAUCGUUCUCAUGAUGUCGCUGAAAUACGUUGAAAACGAGACUAGCCGCCUGUCGGCCAUUGGCUGCGAGAGCGGCCUCGUCCAAGUCUCUGUAACGACAUUGAAUGGAAACGAAAUCCAGGUGGUGUCAUCUUGGAAGGUGGACCUCGACUCUCCUGUCUCCGCCGUGCAGUUCUUCGAGGACGGCGUUUUCCUGCCGAUCCCCGAGUUUCUCGAAAACGCUGGCAUCAAGAAAAUUCAAGAUGACUCCACUGAAAGCUCCAGAACUCAUCUUUUGGUUGGGACCACUCUGGGAACGUCAUUCAUUUACCGAGACAUUCUUUCAAGAGGUUUCGACGCAUACGCCACACUCCCGUGCAGUGACCAGUUCGACUCCGUCACCUGCGGAUGCAUCGCAGACAUUGACAUGGAUGGGGAGAACGAGGUUAUCCUUGGCACUUACGGCCAGGAAGUACUCGUGUACAAGUUGGAGCGCUUUCCAUCGGGCAAGGAAGCUUACGCCCUCUUGUGGCAGCAGACGGUGUCGCACCCCAUCCUCUCGCUGCACUACCUGGACAUCAUGGGAGACGGUGCCUGCGAGCUUCUCGUCCUUUCCACCAAGGGGCUCCACAUACUGCAGCAUGACCUGCAGGAAACUGCUCGAAUCUGCGUCGACAGGAUUAACAGGAUACUGGAACUGAUGACCAACAAGCCCCAGGCGGAUACCGAAGAAGAGCGCCCAGAUCCCCCAGUUUAAAAAAUGUAAGUUUAAUGUCGUGCAAAACUAUGUUACAAGAUGUCAAAACGAAAAAUAAAAUAAAAUCCUUCCGUAAGAAGGGAAA
Ixodes scapularis (black-legged tick) is the source of this 1626-nucleotide messenger RNA. Its product is annotated as KICSTOR complex protein kaptin. Lineage: Eukaryota; Metazoa; Arthropoda; Arachnida; Ixodida; Ixodidae. Gene Ontology annotation, biological process: actin filament organization; cellular response to amino acid starvation; negative regulation of TORC1 signaling. The transcript has 13 exons. The record is from RefSeq and is a predicted model, not a curated record. Gene Ontology annotation, molecular function: actin filament binding. Gene Ontology annotation, cellular component: actin cytoskeleton; lamellipodium; KICSTOR complex. Bases 207 to 1541 code for a protein of 444 amino acids.